Messenger RNA from Oncorhynchus keta (chum salmon), 5059 nucleotides. RefSeq names its product location of vulva defective 1-like. The transcript has 9 exons. The record is from RefSeq and is a predicted model, not a curated record. NCBI's taxonomy places the organism in Eukaryota, Metazoa, Chordata, Actinopteri, Salmoniformes, Salmonidae. Gene Ontology annotation, molecular function: structural molecule activity. Bases 80 to 4858 code for a protein of 1592 amino acids.
CUUUGCAGUUUGCACAUUUAACAAAAGCCCUUCAUAGCAUCACAUCAGAUCCCAGGUUGGAGUUGUGUUGACAGUAGUCAUGGCAGCAUCUGCGCAGGAGAUGGCACCCUGGCAGGUGUACCUUGCCAGUGGCGCUAACCGGCUCUCCCAUGACCACAGAGGUGGACGCUGGAACAGCAUUUGCAGUGGUGAGGGAGGAUAUGGAACCCGCAUCUCAAUGGAAUAUGCAUCAAGUAUCCCUGUGAGCGUCACCAAUGUCUCAAACUCCCUGUGCCUCAAUGAGAGGGAGAAUAUGCAAGAUCUUAACGAUCGCUUCGCCUCCUACCUGGAAAAGGUACACCAACUAGAGGCAGCCAACGCUCAGCUUGAGCUACAGAUCAAGGAACAUCUGGAGAGUAGCUCCCUUGGUGCCCGUAAAGACAUGGGUCGACACUUGGGGAUGAUCGAUAACCUUCGGAACCAGAUUUCUGAAUGGUACACAACCCAUGCCCAACUCAGGCUGCAGGUCGCCAAUGCUCAACUGGAAGUCUAUGGCUAUAAAUACAAGUGUGAACAGGAGGAGAGGCGUCUCUUGGCAGCGGAGGCAGAGCUGAGCCACCUGCAGAGUAUUCAGCAUGAGUUCAUCGAUAGGGAAGGAGAUCUGCACAUCCAACUGGAUGGAAACCUGGAGGAAAUGGACCUCCUCAAGAGCAACCAUGAGGAGGGAGUGCAGGGAGUGAUGGCCCAGAUGUCUGGGUUGGUUAACGUGGAGAUGGACUGUGCUCACUCAGUGGAACUGAAUGAGAGUCUCAGUCGCCUAAGGGAGCAGUGUGGGGCGAUGGUCCUGAAGAACAAAACAGAGGCUGAGAGCUGGUUUCGGAGCAAGGUGGACAGUAUGAAGACCCAGGUGACCGUCUGUUCCGAUGGGUCCGAGGUUAGGCAGACAGAGAUAGAUCACCUAAAGAGAAAAGUCCAGGACCUAACUCUGGAGUUGCAGCUAUUGGAGACCCAGAAUCUGUCAAUGGAGAGGGACGAGAUGGAAGUGAACGAGCGAUACAGUAUUCACCUCAGUCGGCUUCAGAAGCACUUAGACAGCCUGGAGGUGGAGCUGCUGCAGCUAUGUACAGCCACAGAGCAACAGGCUGUCCAGUACCUGAUGCUACUGGACAUCAAGAGCAGGCUAGAGAGGGAGAUUGCUGAGUACAGGAGACUGCUGGAUGGAGGGGGAGCCAGCAGGAAAUCAAUCCCCAACGCCAUGGCUAGUGUCACGUCUCACUGUGCAAUGAGCAAUGGAACUGCCUUUCAACACGUCUUCAUGCCAAUUCAGAGUUCCUCCAUUAGUGUACCAAGAGCAAGUGUACCAAUACUUUGUGUACCAAGAGAAAGCGUGUCAAGUAUUAGUGAGACCUCAAGAGAGACCUCAAGCAAUUUAGAAAACGGAGGACAAGUGGUAGGUGCAGCCAUUGGGGAGCAGGUUACCCGUGUGCAGAAAGUGUUUCUGUAUAAUGCCUCCGAUAAAACAGUGCAGAGUGUACAAACUUCCAAUCAGGUUAGCACUGUAAAAGAAGUCCAAAGCAAGUGUUUAGAAAGUGGGCAUCGGGUUGGAUAUUCAGAGAGCAGCGCUAACACCAGCUUUGCACAACAUGGAUCUAGCACUAACACCAGCCCUGCACAACAUGGAGCUAGCGCUAACACCAGCUUUGCGCAACAUGGAUCUAGCGCUAACACUAGCUCUGCACAACAUGGAGCUAGCACUAACACCAGCUCUGCACAACAUGGAGCUAGCGCUAACACCAGCUCUGCACAACAUGGAGCGAGCGCUAAAACCAGCUCUGCACAACAUGGAGCUAGCGCGAACACCAGCUCUGCACAACAUGGAGCUCAUGUUGUGAGUAGCGUUGAGAAUAAAACCACCACUGGAGUCAAUGACAGACCACUUGAUAAUAUCAGUGUGAUUAUCUCAACAGCUCAGAUUAGCGAAGAUGCAUCUCAGAUUAAAGACACAGAAGUUGUUCAGAUCACUAGUAGUGAUGUUGAUGUUACCAAUGUUAACUGUGGAGGACAGACUCCUAGCAAGGUGAAUGAAGAAGAGAUAAGCAUUGCCGACGACACAGUACAAGUUAGCAGUGAGGAGGCCGUAGUGGUGGUUGGUGUCAGUGAUGUAAAAAGCACAGGUCAGAUAAAAUGUAGGGAAACUGAGAUCCAGGAGAGAAGUGUGGAAAGUGAGACUAACAUUGGCAGUGAAAAUCAGAUUGUUAGUACUGUGCAUGAUGCUCGAAUGAUCUCCGCAGAGGAAGAAAACCAAUUCAGAAGUGAGGAGACUCAGAUUGACAGCAUGGAGGUUAGGAGUCAGAUGAAUAGCUGUCAAAUUGGAACUCAGAUCAGUGGAGUUCUGAGUGUUUCGGAAAGUGUUGCUCAGAUAACCCGUGUAGGAAAUGGCAGUCAGAUCAGCUGUGUUGAAACUGGAGCACAGCUCUGCUCCUUGGAGAUAAACAUCACAGAAAAUGAGGUUCAGCCAAGCAGUCAGCCAACAGAAGUAAAUAUCACCCAAUCGGAAGACAGAUUUGAGAUGAUAAAUGCUGAACAUGGAGAGCAUGUUAUUAUAGAGGAAACUAUCCUUGAGGAGACAAGCUGUAUAUCCAGAAAGAGUGACACUGUGGAGAGCAGCAGGGUUGAAAGCGUAGGACCGGUUGAUGAGCUGGAAGUCACAGCUGUAGUUGGUGAUGCAGACGACGAAGGUCAAACAAACUGUGAGGAGAGUAGAGGUCAGAUAAACAUUGCUCAGGGUGGUGACCUAACGAGCAGAAUCAUAACAACAAGUGUGGUUGAAAUGAAGAGUGCUGAUGAGGCUGAUGACCUGACAAGAAGUGUGGUUGAGAUGGUCAGCACAGAAAUACCAAUGGCAUCCAGCCCUGUGGAAUUUGAGGUUCCAAUUGUCCACAGGGAGUACAGAGCUCAAACCCCUUUGAUGGAGAGUGAAGGUAUGAUUAGCAGAGAUGUUCAAAUGAUUGACCACGUCUCUACAGGUGACAUAAGCACUGUGGAAACUGUAGUAGUCUCGUUCCCAUCCGUGUCUCAGACAACUGACAGCGAUAAUGCUAACAGCAAGGGAUGCGAGGCUAAGGAAACUGUGAUCCAGGUGAAGAAAGUGGAAGGUCCAGUUCCAAUCAGCAGUGCAGAACAUGGGGGUCUGAUCACCAAUGUUGUACAGAUUAGCAGCGCUGCAAGUGACAAUACGAUCAGCAGUGCCACAGGUGUAGCGGUAAAAGUGCCAGCUAGCACAGUGGCAAGUGCAGUGGAGAUCAUCAGUGAUAUGAGAAGUGGAAGUAUGAUAUGUACUGGAGGUAUGACUAGUGUAGGCAGUGGUGGUUUGAUCAGCAGGACAGAAAGUGGCUAUAUGAUAUCUAGUGCAGGAAGUGGACACAUGGUAACUAGUGCAGGAAGUGGACACAUGGUAACUAGUGCAGGAAGUGGACACAUGAUAACUAGUGCAGGAAGUGGACACAUGGUAACUAGUGCAGGAAGUGGACACAUGAUAACUAGUGCAGGAAGUGGACACAUGGUAACUAGUGCAGGAAGUGGACACAUGAUAACUAGUGCAGGAAGUGGACACAUGGUAACUAGUGCAGGAAGUGGACACAUGAUAACUAGUGCAGGAAGUGGACACAUGUUAACUAGUGCAGGAAGUGGACACAUGAUAACUAGUGCAGGAAGUGGACACAUGGUAACUAGUGCAGGAAGUGGACACAUGAUAACUAGUGCAGGAAGUGGACACAUGUUAACUAGUGGAGGAAGUGGAGAAUGGUUGGUUUAUGGUGGAGGUACAGGCAGACUCAGUGGUCCGGGUAGUGGAGGCAGACUCAGUGGUCCAGGUAGUGGAGGCAGACUCAGUGGUCCAGGUAGUGGAGGCAGACUCAGUGGUCCAGGUAGUGGAGGCAGACUCAGUGGUCCAGGUAGUGGAGGCAGACUCAGUGGUCCAGGUAGUGGAGGCAGACUCAGUGGUCCAGGUAGUGGAGGCAGACUCAGUGGUCCAGGUAAUAGUAACGGCAGUGGAGUCUGGACCCAUGUGAAUUCCGAAAGUGUCUCUCAGUUUAACAGAAACACGAGCAAUGAAAGGACUGGUAGACUUAGCAGUACAGGAAGUGGAGAAUGGAAGGUUUAUAGUGGAAGUAAUGGACAGAUCAGUAAGGCAGGAAGUGGGGGAAGAAUCAGCAGUGCUGGAAGUGGACACAUGAUCAGCAGUGCUGGAAGUGGACACAUGAUCAGCAGUGCUGGAAGUGGACACAUGAUCAGCAGUGCUGGAAGUGGACACAUGAUCAGCAGUGCUGGAAGUGGACACAUGAUCAGCAGUGCUGCAAGUGGAGGUAGACUGAGAAGCAGAAGCACAGGAAGUGGAGGUAGUGGACAUAUGAUCAGUAGUGCAGGAAGUGGAGGUAGUGGACAUAUGAUCAGUAGUGCAGGAAGUGGAGGUAGACUGAGUAGCAGUAGCACAGGAAGUGGAGGUAGUGGACAUAUGAUCAGCAGUGCAGGUACUAGUGGACAGAGAAUUAGUAGUACAGAGGGUGGUGUCAGGGUCAGCAGUGGGGGUAGUCGAGUGAUUACCAGCAGUGGUGGUCCAGCCAGCAGCCCCAGCAGAGUGACCAUCAGGAACACAGGAAGCGGAGGCGGUGGAGGCAGAGAGCGGAUCAGCGUCUGUAAAAUGGCUGCCCUCUCCAUAUCAGCUGCCGUGAAAGAAAGAGAAAAGGCCCAGGAGGUCCGUCGGGAAUCCCACACAAAACAGGUGUCAGCCACCAGUCCUCGGGUCCAGCGGUGGAUGAGAACAUCGGUAGAAGAAACUGUGGACAAAAGUAAAACUGAUGACAACAGUGUACCAUUCUGAGUGGACAGAGGAGCAAGGCAUAAUGACAAAAUAGUCACACUACUUAUAGUUAAUACACAUCUAUUAAAUUGCAUUCCAUCAAAGGAGCGUUAAUACCUUUAAAUGACCAGUAUCACAAUGCACCUUCAUGUUAGAAAACAUGUUUUCACAGGAUCUCUGUCUGCAAUAAUUCCUGUUACUGUGCCUUUCAUCAUUGCUGUG